Panicum hallii is the source of this 2062-nucleotide messenger RNA. Its product is annotated as lipoamide acyltransferase component of branched-chain alpha-keto acid dehydrogenase complex, mitochondrial. The record is from RefSeq and is a predicted model, not a curated record. The transcript has 7 exons. The coding region runs from base 14 to 1852 and encodes 612 amino acids. Gene Ontology annotation, cellular component: mitochondrion; cytoplasm. Lineage: Eukaryota; Viridiplantae; Streptophyta; Magnoliopsida; Poales; Poaceae. Gene Ontology annotation, molecular function: lipoic acid binding; acetyltransferase activity.
CUUUCCACGAAGCAUGGGCGCCGAGCAGCAGCUGCUCGCACUCGCAGAGUCCCGCACUCCUCUUCCUCCUCGUCUCGUGCUUCGCAUUGCAAACAAGACGACCACCACCGGGCCAACCAAUCGAAAACCCAACUCCCAGAUCAUUCACCAUCAGCAGCGCCUCCUCAGCGGGAGACGACACGGAGACGUCACGUCGCCUCCCCCGCAUGGCCUGGGCGCGCCUCGCCUCCCGCUGCCGUCUCCGCCCGGCCGCCGCCUCCGCCGUCGGCCGAGGCCCACGCGCCUCGCCGCCUGCUCCGCCUCCGCCACCGCAGGCGGGACCCACGUCCCCCGCCGCGCCGCCGCUCCGGCGGGUCCUCCGUCUCCCCCAACCCCACUCCGCCGCCGCCGCGUCCUCGGCGUCGCACGCGCGGCUGCUCGGCGACGUAAGUCCGCGAGCCCCCUGCCCCACCUCCUCGGCACUCGCUGCGGUUUUGAUUUUGGACUUGGGGCUCUGGAGCAUGUGCAGCGGUGGCAGCGCCUGGGGGGCGCGAGGAGGUGGCUCGCCAGCGACGCCUCCGCGGCGCCGGCGCCGGCCGGGGAGGCGGCUGAACUGGUGGAGGUGCCCCUGGCGCAGACUGGGGAAGGCAUCGCCGAGUGCGAGCUGCUGCGCUGGUUCGUCGCCGAGGGUGACCAAGUAGAUGAAUUCCAGCCACUCUGUGAAGUACAGAGUGACAAAGCAACUAUCGAGAUAACAAGUCGUUUCAAAGGAAAAGUACAUCAGAUUCACUUUGGACCUGGUGACAUAGUGAAGGUUGGUGAAACUUUACUGAAAAUGAUUGUGGGUGACAGCCAAAUUGUACCACCAGAUAAUAUAUUUCCAUCCGCUGAUAAGUCACAUGGAGUAGAGUCUGCAGUUCCUUCAAAUGAAGGCAAUAUUCCUACUGGAACACUCUCUACACCAGCUGUUAGGCAUCUAGCGAAGCAGUAUGGGCUCAACAUAAAUGAAAUCGUUGGAACAGGGAAAGAUGGUAGGGUUUUGAAAGAAGAUGUGUUGAACUAUGCUGUUAACAAGGGUCUUUGCAAAGAACAAUCAUCAUCUUUGGAAGAGAACAUUGAUCAAGUUGAGUUACUGGAGGAAAGGAAGUCAUUAUCCGACAUGCCUUUGUAUGAAGAUAAGAAAAUUCUUCUCAGGGGUUACCAGAGAGCAAUGGUCAAAUCAAUGAGCCUGGCUGCAAAAGUUCCACAUUUUCAUUAUCUGGAGGAAAUAAAUUGUGAUUCUCUUGUGCAACUGAAGACCAGAUUUCAAAAUGAGAACAAAGAUAACACUAUCAAGCACACUUUCCUUCCGUUCCUCAUAAAGUCACUUUCUAUGGCACUGAGUAAAUAUCCUAUGUUGAACAGCUCUUUCAUUGAGGAAACCAAUGAGGUAGUGUUGAAAGGAUCCCAUAACAUUGGGAUAGCAAUGGCUACAGCACAUGGUUUAGUCGUGCCAAACAUCAAGAAAGUGCAGUCACUAUCAAUAUUGGAGAUCACAAAGGAAUUGACACGGUUGCAUGAGAUGGCAUCACACAACAGGCUAAGCACUGCGGAUAUUGAAGGUGGCACCAUAACCCUUAGCAACAUAGGCGCCAUCGGUGGCAAGUUCGGCUCUCCACUUCUGAACCUGCCUGAAGUUGCCAUCAUUGCCCUGGGGCGCAUUCAGAAACUUCCUCGCUUUGAUGAUGGCGAAAACGUUUACCCUUCAUCCAUAAUCAACGUUACUGUUGGAGCCGAUCACCGAGUUGUUGAUGGGGCCAUGGUUGCAAGAUUCUGUAAUGAGUGGAAGGGCCUCGUGGAGAAGCCAGAGCUGCUCUUGCUGGGUAUGCGAUGAUCCAGUAAGAUACUUGAUGCGUGGGAUUUCCCAGAAUUUGUUAAAGAUGAGCCGAAAUGGAGGCAUUCCGGCAUCGGAACUUCACACCAUAAGCCUAUAGGCAGUCGCUCACGUAUGUAUACAAAUAAGACGUCGCCUGCAAAUAGUGGACUCGCAUCAUGUAUAUGACCGUACACCUUUGCAAUAAAGCGGGGGAUUUUUUUGUUUCAU